Rana temporaria (common frog) is the source of this 1174-nucleotide messenger RNA. Its product is annotated as olfactory receptor 1038-like. Lineage: Eukaryota; Metazoa; Chordata; Amphibia; Anura; Ranidae. The transcript has a single exon. Gene Ontology annotation, biological process: G protein-coupled receptor signaling pathway. Gene Ontology annotation, molecular function: G protein-coupled receptor activity; olfactory receptor activity. The coding region runs from base 57 to 992 and encodes 311 amino acids. The record is from RefSeq and is a predicted model, not a curated record. Gene Ontology annotation, cellular component: membrane.
UACAAAAGUUAUUUAUUGGUAUUCUCAUAUCCUUCCUGUAGGGUUUGGGUGAGUACAUGGCAGCCACAAAUGAGACUUCCUUGGAUGUCUUUACCUUACUUGGAUUUCCAGAAGAGCGCAUAUUAUUAUCACUUUUAAUUGGUCUAAUCUACACAAUAACUGUUCUAGGAAAUCUCUCUGUUUUUGGCAUUGUUCAAGUAGACAGCCACCUCCAGUCACCAAUGUAUUUUUUCUUGGCUUGCCUAUCUUUAUUAGAUGUCUGUUACUCUUCGGUUACUCUCCCAGCCAUGUUGGCCAACGCCAUAACAGGCAACAGCAAGGUUUCCUUCAAUAGAUGUCUUACACAACUCUAUUUCUUUGUCUGCUUUGGAGGAACGGAAUGUAUUUUCCUAGCUGUCAUGGCUUACGACCGAUACGUGGCCAUAUGUAACCCGCUCCACUACAUCACCACGAUGAAUAAGAAGGUCUGUUCAUACUUUGUGGCCGCAUGCUGGUUCAGCGGAUCAGUAAACGCUGUUUUUCACACCAUGAUGACCUGGAAACUAACUUUUUGUGGUGCCCGACAUAUCAGGCACUACUUCUGUGAUGUUCUCCCAUUGUUACAAGCUGCUUGCAGUGAUACCUACGACAGUCAGGUGCUAUUACAUGUUGUUACAUUUUUUCUUGGGAUAACGCCAUUCAUACUUGUUACAAAUUCAUACAUCCGUAUAAUUUCUACCAUACUGAAAAUCCGCUCCACCGCAGGAAGGCAGAAGGUCUUCUCCACGUGUUCAUCCCACCUCAUUGUUGUAACAGUGUUUUAUUUUACUUCCAUCUUCAACUAUAAUGGUCCAAACUCUGGAGAUUCCUUUGUCUUUGUCCAAAUAGCUUCUCUUCUUUACAGUAUUGUCCCCCCAUUGCUGAACCCGGUUGUUUACUGUCUGAGAAACAACGAGGUGAAGAGAGCCUUGAGGAAUGUUCUUACCAAAUCAUACAUCUUAUUUAAACAAUAAUCCUACCCAACUCUGGAAGUAGUUUAGAGUAUUAGGCAAAUACAUUUCGAUAUAUGGAAAUUCUAGUGAUGAAACCCACCAAAGGUUCUAUAUUGCCAUGUCUGUAUCUUUCACUUAAAGUCAGUUGAGGGAACAAAUUGUAGUGUAGCACUACCCCCGGAGGAGCUGCUGGUUGUUUUGGG